CGAACGACGCGCGCGACACGAGGAGAGGAAGGGAGGAGGAAAAAAAAAAAACCCACAAGAAAAAGGAAACAAAAGGGAAGGAAACGCGAGGCUAAAACAAGGUUGGCGGCUUCCCGAAGAAACCUCCCGUUCCUCCGCGACCCAGCGACCGACGCCUGCGCCGCCGUCCGAUCCCCGAAUCGCCGCCGUCCGAUUCCGGCAGGGGAGCAGACGGUUCGAGCAAAUUGGCCCAAUAAUUUUGGGGGCAGGGCAGCCAGGUUUGAGCUCCGGGAUCUCGAUUCUUCGUAGCUAGGUGGGGGAGGGCGCCGGAUCCAGCGGCCGUCAUGGUUGUCGAUACGGUCAGCGCGAGCACCUCCAUAAUUGCCCCCCACCUGUUCGACCACAGGUCCAGGGGCGCCGGCGCCUCCCACCACCACCACCUCCGCCAUGUCGUCGCCUGCCGCCCCCUGCCCACCGCCUUCGCCGGCCGCCGCCUCGUGUCCCGGGUCAACAAGCAGCCGUCGCCGCGCCUCGCCGAUUGGCCGGUCAGGGCGCUGGCUAUGGGUAUCACAAAGGAGGCCAGCCCUCGCAGGGAGUACCGGGGGAUCCCCGGGGACGGUGGCGACAUGGGGGAUGUUGGGGUCACCAGCCCCAAGCCGUCGUGGCCUCCGCAGAACAGGGCAGAUGACCCCAAGCUGCACAAUCCGCUGCUCCGCCUCGAGCGCAUGGGCUGCGGGUGGCUCGGCGUCAUCUUCGAGUGGGAGGGGGUCAUUGUUGAGGAUGAUGCCGAAUUGGAGAGGCAGGCAUGGUUGACCCUGGCACAGGAGGAGGGCAAGUCGCCGCCUCCCGCUUUUGUGUUGCGGAGAGUCGAAGGGAUGAAGAAUGAGCAGGCGAUUUCUGAGGUUCUCUGCUGGUCUCGGGACCCCUCGGAGCUUAGGAGAUUGGCCUCGAGGAAGGAGGAGAUUCACAACAGCCUCCGAGGCGGCUCCUACCACCAGAUGAGGAACGGUUCCCGGGAGUUCAUGAGCACGCUCGCCAAUUACAAGAUCCCCAUUGCUGUGGCCACCACACGCCCACGGAAGGUUAUUGAGGAAGCCAUUGAAGCUGUUGGUGUGCGCAGCUUCUUUGAUGCGGUUGUGGCAGCAGAAGACGUGUACCGGGGCAAGCCUGACCCAGAAAUGUUUCUGUACGCUGCUCAGCUCCUCAGUUUCAUCCCCGAGAGGUGCAUCGUGUUUGGGAACUCCAAUUCGGCGGUGGAAGCAGCACACGAUGCCCGUAUGAAGUGUGUCGCGGUCGCAAGCAAGCACAAAAUCUACGAGCUUAGUGCCGCAGACCUUGUGGUGAAACAAUUAGACGAGCUAUCUGUCGUUGACUUGAAGAACCUCGCUGAUAUAGAGUCCCCGGAGUUUGGCAUGGAACCUGAACCAGAGAUGGAGGAGGAGGAAGUGCCCCCACCAUCGACGUCUGUGGGUGUAGAUGAUUUAUUCUGGUAAGAGGCCAGAUUGUACAUUUGAUUGAUUCCUCUCCUGCACAGAUGUAUUAUUGUCAACUGUCGUAGCGAUCAGAAAGAAGGGCUUAUCACCCUUCUGUAAUCAGUAGAAUGUGAUAUGUAAAAAUGUUGUUUAGAGCUCACACACUGUAUAUAUACUCAGAAAGAAACCAGGGGACUGAAUAUAUGAAUCAGGACACUUGAAACUGCAGUUGCUGAAACAAUGUAUAACACCACAAGGUUUCUGUCUCAGAAUCAGUAUUCCAGAUGCUGUUUAUAUUGUUC
Sorghum bicolor (sorghum) is the source of this 1753-nucleotide messenger RNA. RefSeq names its product 5-amino-6-(5-phospho-D-ribitylamino)uracil phosphatase, chloroplastic-like. NCBI's taxonomy places the organism in Eukaryota, Viridiplantae, Streptophyta, Magnoliopsida, Poales, Poaceae. The coding region runs from base 324 to 1472 and encodes 382 amino acids. The transcript is spliced from 2 exons. The record is from RefSeq and is a predicted model, not a curated record.